Messenger RNA from Pristis pectinata (smalltooth sawfish), 542 nucleotides. RefSeq lists its product as uncharacterized. The record is from RefSeq and is a predicted model, not a curated record. Gene Ontology annotation, cellular component: EKC/KEOPS complex. The coding region runs from base 14 to 268 and encodes 84 amino acids. NCBI's taxonomy places the organism in Eukaryota, Metazoa, Chordata, Chondrichthyes, Rhinopristiformes, Pristidae. The transcript is spliced from 2 exons.
CACUGUCCCUGGCAUGGCUGAGUGCGAAGUGUGCGGCGAGCUGAUAGACCGGAGCGGCGAGUGCCGGCGUUUCUCCGCCCGUACUCGCUGCACUAUACCAGGGAUUCUCGGCGGCGUCCGCAGCCUCCAGGAUCAGCUGGGUGUCGCCCUGAACGAAAUGGUCCUGCAGGAGAAACAGAAGCAGCAGCUGGACGCCGAGAGGACGGCCUCCUGCUCUGAUUGUAUUUUAGCAAAGUGCUUUCCAAAUGCAUUUUCUUGGAUUGUGUAGUUUGACGAUCAGAUGGAGAACUUGAGCUACUCUCCUAAAGACUGUUGGCAUCUUGGCAGAGCUUGUACUUUCUCCUCGUUGACUCAAUCGAAAUUGUAAUCUCUUUGCAAAAGCAAGUCACUUUGAAUAUUGGAAAUCUAAAAUAAAAAGAGAAACUGCUGGAAACACUCCAGUUUGAACAGAUGUUGCCUGACGUGCUGACUACUUCCAGCAGUUUCAGGUUAUUAGCUGACUUUGUUGGAUGUUAUAAUAAAUACUGUUAAAGCCUUUUGAU